AUGUCAGAAAAUUUGGAAGAAAAAGAAGUUGAUAGAGCCGAAACAAGCGAACAUCCACAGUGGAAGAAGCCAGGAAAAUCGUUGAUUUGGAAAUAUUUUGAGAGAAUCGACAACAAUUCAAGGGUAAGGUUUUUAAACCUUUUAAAAAUAUUUGAGAAAUGAAACAAUAUGCAGUUUGAUUGAGGUCACGUUGAAUUUCUCACGUGUUCUGUUUUUAAUAGGAAAUCCGCUGAGAUUCAAAAUCUUCAGAAAAUUCCCAUCUUUCUGAUUUUUUCAGCUCCGUUGUAAAUUAUGUAGCAAAAUUUAUAUGCCAUCGAAAACCAAAAGCACAUCGACCCAAUUGAAUCAUCUUCGACAUCAACAUAAAAUGUACGUUAUUAGUUUCACUGAUUUUUUUCCAUUCAACAUAUGAAACUUCCAGAUUCAAUUUAUUGGAGGAAACAGUUGAAAAUCGAAGUUCAACAUCAACUGAGAUACCAACGCCAACACAAAAUUAUGAAGAUCCCGUGCAAUUUUUGCCCAAUGAAGAGAAAUUUUCGGAACAAUUCGGUUUGAAUGAUUUCAAUCUUUGGAAUCGAGAAGUUUCAUCGAGUCCUUCAUUGGAUAUUCCACCAAAAGAAGAUAAUCGUAUUCGAGUUUUGAGUAUGUUUGUUUAUAAAUGAAUAUGAUUUUCUUGAACUAUUGCUUUCAGCUGAUUUGGUUCGUCAACAAUCACUUUUACUUCUACAAAAUGGUCAUGAGGCGAAAUUCCAGAAGUUUUGGAGUCAAGUAAUAUCUGCUGUCGCCGAAUCAAACACCUGA
Messenger RNA from Caenorhabditis angaria, 801 nucleotides. Lineage: Eukaryota; Metazoa; Nematoda; Chromadorea; Rhabditida; Rhabditidae. The record is from the annotation of a GenBank genome assembly.